GCAAAUUCAACGCUCCGAGCCCGUCCGGAUGGCCCCGAUCCCAGCUUUAUAUCCUUUGAAAACACUAAGAAUAAUGUCCCUGCAUCAGUUUUUACUGGAGCCAAUCACCUGUCAUGCCUGGAACAGGGAUCGUACCCAGAUCGCACUUAGCCCCAAUAAUCACGAGGUCCACAUCUAUAAGAAGAACGGGGACCAGUGGGUGAAGGACCAUGAACUCGAGGAACACAAUGGACACAUCACAGGUAUCGACUGGGUUCCCAAGAGUGACCGCAUCGUCAUUUGCGGGGCCGACCGCAACGCCUACGUCUGGAGUCAGAAGGAUGGUGUCUGGAAGCCAACCCUGGUGAUCCUGAGAAUUAACCAGACGGCCACUUUCGUCAAGUGGUCCCCGCUAGAGAAGAAAUUUGCUGUGGGCAGCGGAGCACGACUCAUCUCCGUCUGUUACUUUGAGUCUGAAAAUGACUGGUGGGUGAGCAAGCACAUUAAAAAGCCCAUCCGCUCCACGGUCCUCAGCUUGGAUUGGCAUCCCAACAACGUCUUACUGGCCGCGGGAUCCUGCGACUUCAAAUGCAGAGUGUUUUCUGCCUACAUUAAAGAAGUGGAUGAGAAGCCAGCCAGCACGCCCUGGGGCAGCAAGAUGCCUUUCGGUCAGCUGAUGUCCGAGUUCGGGGGCAGCGGCACUGGCGGCUGGGUGCACGGGGUCAGCUUCUCGGCCAGCGGCAGCCGCCUGGCCUGGGUCAGCCAUGACAGCACUGUGUCCGUUGCCGACGCCUCCAAAAGCGUGCAGGUCUCAACUCUGAAGACAGAGUUCCUGCCCCUCCUGAGUGUGUCGUUCAUCUCAGAGAACAGCGUCGUGGCUGCUGGCCAUGAUUGCUGGCCCAUGCUCUUUAACUACGACGACCGCGGCUGCUUGACCUUCGUCUCCAAGCUGGACAUCCCCAAGCAGAGCAUCCAGUGCAACAUGUCGGCCAUGGAGCGCUUCCGCAACAUGGACAAGCGGGCCACGACCGAGGACCGCAACACGGCCCUGGAGACGCUGCACCAGAGCAGCAUCACUCAAGUGUCUAUUUACGAGGUGGACAAGUAAGAUUGUCGCAAAUUUUGCACUACCGGCAUCGACGGAGCCAUGACCAUUUGGGAUUUCAAGACCUUAGAGUCUUCCAUCCAGGGUCUUCGGAUAAUGUGAAGCUGAGCGAGCCUCCAGACCCAGCAUGAGGAAGGACCGGCUGCGCCGGGGCAGCGCUGCCAUUCGCACAGGGAGGGGAGCCCGCAGCCAGGAAACACUGAAGACGCACGUGGCGCAAACCUCGUU
This is a messenger RNA of Bubalus bubalis (water buffalo), 1312 nucleotides long. Its product is annotated as actin-related protein 2/3 complex subunit 1A-like. The transcript has a single exon. Gene Ontology annotation, cellular component: actin cytoskeleton; Arp2/3 protein complex. Bases 29 to 1087 code for a protein of 352 amino acids. Lineage: Eukaryota; Metazoa; Chordata; Mammalia; Artiodactyla; Bovidae. Gene Ontology annotation, molecular function: actin filament binding. Gene Ontology annotation, biological process: Arp2/3 complex-mediated actin nucleation. The record is from RefSeq and is a predicted model, not a curated record.